AUGGCCAGCAUAUCUUCGGGCCUCGCAGUUGUCUAUCCUGUGGAUGAGGGAAGCGGCAAGCUCGGAAGCGCAACACCGUCGCGACGGGGCCCUUCCAACGAGAAUCACCAUCAAAUCCCCUCACCACCGCAAUUCCAGGAGCCCACCAUCUCUACCAACCGCACUCCAUCAGUCCAAGAUGAGCAUCUCAGCAAUGCCCCCGAUCCCGAUCCGCCUCUCCCCUCCAACCCCGCCACCGCCAUCCCAAAGCUCUCAGGAACAAGCAUAACCCUCACAAUGACAUCCCUCUGCCUCUCAGCAACCCUCUCCGCCCUCGACAUGACAAUCGUCACCACCGCCGUCCCCAACAUCGUCGCCUCCCUCGACUCCGUUGACGGUUACAUCUGGGUCGGCUCCGCAUUCAUCCUCGGCUUCACGGCCGUCACACCCGUCUGGGGCUCCGUCGCAGACCUCUGGGGCCGGAAACCUAUUAUACUGCUCGCCCUGACCAUCUUCCUGGCGGGGAGCCUGCUGUGCGCGCUGGCGCCGCACAUGGAUGCGCUGAUUGCGGGGCGCGCGGUGCAGGGUGUCGGUGCGUCGGGGAUGGGGGUGAUGGUGAAUACCAUCAUCUGCGACUUAUUCUCGUUGAGGGAUCGAGGGUUGUAUCUUGCUAUUACGUCUGUUAUUUGGGCUGUAGGGAGUGCGGUUGGGCCGGUCCUUGGGGGUGUGUUUACUACGCGAUUGGACUGGCGAUGGUGUUUCUGGAUUAAUCUGCCAAUUGGUGGCGUUGUCUUCAUAGUCCUCGUCUUCUUUCUGGACCUCCCUUCACCCAACACACCAGUAUUGGCAGGCCUCAAAGCCAUAGACUGGACGGGAAGCGCCCUCUGUAUGGGCGGAGCUCUCAUGGUUCUCCUUGCCCUCGACUUCGGCGACGUCGUACACCCAUGGUCCUCCGCCACCGUAAUCUGCCUCAUCGUCUUCGGCACCGUCGUCAUUGGCAUAUUCCUCGUGAACGAGUGGAAAUUUGCCGCUAACCCUGUUCUACCCCUUCGACUUCUCUCAAGCUGGUCGAAAGCGGCAGCGUACAGCGUCUUCGCCUUCAACGCGUACGUCUUUAUCGGUAUCACGUACUACCUGCCGCUUUACUCCCAAGCCGUGCUGGGCGCGAAUGCGUUGACGUCGGGGUUGUAUAUGCUACCGCUGAUCGUCUCUUGCUCGUUGUCUGCAGCGUUUGCUGGGGUUUUCAUCCAGCGGACGGGUCGGUAUCGAGUGCUCAUGUACGCGGCGCAGGUGCUGCUGAUUCUCGGCACAGGUCUACUCAUCAACCUCGAGUUCGACAAGAACCUGGCGAAGCUGUUCACUUUCCAGAUCCUCACCGGCGUCGGCGUGGGGCUGAACAUUGAAGCGCCGGUGCUGGCGGCGCAGGCUGCGACUACGGUGCGUGAUACGGCUGCUGUGGUGGCUACAAUGGGUUUCCUCAGGUCUAUUGCGACGGCCAUUUCUGUGGUUGUUGGUGGGGUUGUCUUCCAGAACCAGAUGAAAGCUGAGAACCUGUAUUUGGUCGAGAUGAUCGGUGGCGAGCUCGCUGGUCAGUUUGAUGGAGAGAAUGCGUCAGCUCAUGUUGAGGGCAUCGCUCUGCUUGCGGCUGAGCAGCAGGUUCCUGUGCGCCAAGCGUAUUUCAGAGCGCUCAAGACAGUCUGGAUCAUGUACGUCGCAUUUUCGGGCCUGGCGUUGGUGCUCAACCUCUUCGUAUCAGAGCACCAUCUGAGCGAUGAGAGAAAGGCGGCUGUUCUCGGCGUCGAUAGAGGAACCCCGGGCUUAUUAGAUCAACCAGCCCAAGUAGAGGAGAUACCGCUCGAGACGACUGGCAGACAGCAAGACACUGUCCAUCAACGCAGAAAUCGGGCCACAUGA
Colletotrichum tamarilloi is the source of this 1893-nucleotide messenger RNA. Its product is annotated as plays a role in the entry into G0. Gene Ontology annotation, molecular function: transmembrane transporter activity. Gene Ontology annotation, cellular component: plasma membrane. NCBI's taxonomy places the organism in Eukaryota, Fungi, Ascomycota, Sordariomycetes, Glomerellales, Glomerellaceae. Gene Ontology annotation, biological process: transmembrane transport. The record is from RefSeq and is a predicted model, not a curated record. The coding region runs from base 1 to 1893 and encodes 630 amino acids. The transcript has 4 exons.